UGUGCCCAAUGCUGAGUAUUACUUCUCUGUCUUGCAACUACCUGCCUUUUACACUACCCCCUUGAAACUUCCUCGGGCUUACUCUUUCCUUUGUCUUUAUAUCUUUACAUUUUUACAUCAUAAGCGCUAUGCAUUUUCACGUUGUUGCUCAAGCACUAAUCCGUAUGGGCCAAAGGUUAUCUAGGGCCAUAUCUGCCGGCCGCUUAAGGGCUCGGGUUUGUCGUCGCAAGUCUAAACGACUUGGGGUCGUCCAUAAUCCUGUCUUCCCUGUGUCGCAACCCUGUGCCAACGCCAAAAUGGCAGGACAACAGAAUCCCAUCAUCAUAGAUGAUGAUGUAGACGAUGAUGUAGACGGCCAAGAUGUGCUGCAAGACGUGAUGGAGAUCGCUGACCAUCCCAUUGAGUAUCUCGAAGAUUACGAAGAUGUUGGAGACUUCGAAAAUCUCGUAGAUGGUCCUGAGCACUUUGAAGCAUCGUUAGCAGUUCAGAACACCUGCAAAGACCAUGUCAAAUCCGUGUUCCCUGAUAUUUGCCUAACCUAUCUGGACCAGAUUGUCGCUGAGAAUAAAUAUGAUUCGGAUUUUACCAUUGGCGCUAUUCUUGAUCGGCAGGAAAAGGGCGAAAAAUAUCCAGUACAGUCUCGUAACCUGAAGCGCAAGCGAGCGGAGGACGACAAUGGCGAUAUUGAGGACGAGGCUGACGAUGAGGACGAUGAGGACGAAGAAGCUAGAAAGGCCGAAAGUGCCGUCAUAAAAGCAACGAGAAGGAAGCUGGAGCAAGGUGACUACCGUGUAACUACGGUUCAGAAACCAUGCUAUACAGAUAUGGCAAAGAAUUUUUUAGCUUCUGAUUUCCCAAAAGUCCCGAUACCAGUGAUCAAGAACUUAUUACGCGCCAAUGGAGGAUCUCUCUUCGAGACAUAUACGAAGAUGGAUGAGGCUAUCCGCAACUGGGAUAACUCAAGACCUCCUUGGACAGAAAAACGGCGACCGUCAAGAACAAUAGUAUCGUUCUUACCAGUUCGUAUUGAGAGUCUUGACAUGAGCAACUACAACGACGACCAGAAAGCUGCAAUCGAGGAAUUACGUGCUGCCAGGGAUUUGAAAGCCAUCAAGGACGCAGAAGCUGCUCGCAAGGCGGAAGAAGAGAAAAACUUUGCCCAUGCGAAAUCGAUCGGCGAGAUAGUUGAGUGCGGUUGUUGUUUUGACGAGUUCCCUCUCAACCGAAUGAUCCAUUGUGAUGGCGAGGACGUUCAUUGGUUUUGUCGGAACUGCAUGAGAUCACAGGUGGAAACAAAUAUUGGCCUGUCCAAAUACGAAAUAUCGUGUAUGUCUAUGGACGGAUGCGAGGCCGGUUUCUCCAUAGACCAGAAAAAGCGAUUUCUUAACAAGAAGCUCCGUGUGGCCUUGGAGCGACUUGAGCAGGAGGCCGUGUUACGUAUGGCAGGCAUCGAGAAUCUCGAGACUUGCCCAUUCUGUCCAUAUGCAGCAGAAUACCCCCCUGUUGAGGUUGACAAGGAGUUUACCUGCGUUAAUCCAGGUUGUGAAAAGGUUAGCUGUCGCCUAUGCCGUAAAGAAACACAUAUACCAAAGACCUGCGCCGAAGCUGCUGUUGACCAUGGUCUCAACGCUCGACACGUUCUUGAGGAGGCGAUGAGCGCGGCAUUAAUCCGGCAUUGCAAUAAUUGCAAAAAUCCUUAUUUGAAGUUGAACGGCUGCAAUAAAAUUUGUUGUACCAAAUGCCAUACAUUGCAGUGUUAUGUUUGUCGCCAGACUAUUACCGGCUACAAACAUUUCGAUGAUUCUUCAAGAGGCGGAAAAAAUGGACAGUGUCCGCUGUUCGAUAAGACCGAGGAGCGCCACCAACAAGAGGUGCAGCAAGCAGAAGAGAAAGCUCGCCAGAAAAUGUUAGAAGAUAAUGCUAACAUUACUGAGGACGCGUUAAAGAUCAACCUCUCAGAACAAGUUCUGCGGGACGAUCAAAAGCGUAGAAAGGGUAAUUCGGCACAAGGCGCCCCUGGCAUUCCUGCGGAUGUUCUUGAAAAUAUGAACGAUCGCAUCGGUCGCCUCCAGCGUCUUGCACGGGAGCGUCAAGCAGCCUAUCCCUUUAUCAACCUUCCGGCUCAGCCUGUAGCCGUGGCUGGCGGUCCCCAAGUUGUUGGUCAAGAUGUUCUACCACGCAUCGGGGCACAGUUGGGAAAUGUGGAUGGCAGGGAUCCACCCUUGAUGCCCCCGAUACAACUACCGGAGCAGUUUCCAGCAAUAUAUCGAGAAGAGUUUGAACGGCGGCUGGUGGCGCUUAGAGCUGGAAUACCAGCUCCAAUACAGCUUCGUCAAGGCAUAGCACCAGUCGGCAGACCCGUCCCUCAGGGCGCUCCUCCGGUUCCCCAGCCAGGCGCACCGCAGCCCCCCGCGUUGGUUCCCGAAUAUCAAGCAGUACCUCAAUUUCAUCCACCCUUGUUUCCACCCUUGUUCAACGGGCUGCCCCAAGGGCCUGCAGAUCAUCCUGCUCCGAUCUACAGACCCCUGGGUAGACAUCAAAACAGACAGAAUCAAAAUCACAUUCGUCGUUACGGAUAGUUAUAACUACCGUCUUCUCAUCCCUUGUGCUAUAACGCGCCUCGUCCUUCACAAGCAUCGUUCAUGGAAGGACGUCUAAGUACCAAAUUCGCAUUUUCUGAAUUUAGUUUUCUCGGAGUCGGUAUGCUGCCUAUUAUCUGGCUGCUUUGGCUUUUGCCCUUUGUUGAAGGUGCCCAUUCGAUACAUCAUUCAAGGGGAGGUCAUUGAAUGAUACGCAUAUAACCUUGUUUACUUUUACGGUCUAAGGACUUCGCAAGCACUUCCGCCUUUAGGAGUUCUGCCGGCUUGGCGUUGAGGAAGAUAUACAACAUUGCAGCAUACGAAUUGGACGUCAAAUGAGGAGGUUUGAGAAAGAGAGAAAGAGAGGGGGGGGGGGGGGGGG
This is a messenger RNA of Daldinia decipiens, 2961 nucleotides long. RefSeq lists its product as uncharacterized. Lineage: Eukaryota; Fungi; Ascomycota; Sordariomycetes; Xylariales; Hypoxylaceae. The record is from RefSeq and is a predicted model, not a curated record. The transcript is spliced from 4 exons. Bases 129 to 2579 code for a protein of 816 amino acids.